CCUCGAUCUUUCAACAUCCUCCAUCUUGCUUCACGAUUAACGAUCAUCGCCAAAUAUCAACAGUCUGCAAUCCUCAGUCGUUUCUUAUCAGCGGCAUCGAAUCUAGCAAGAUGGAAACCGCAACACAUCUCCUUCGCCGUAGCUUCGUGGCCACCAUCGGCAACGAAGAUGGCGAACCCACCAAGAUGCCAGCCUGGGGCGCCCUGCUCGUGGGCACAACUUUCCUCAUCUCCCUUGGUAUUUGGUUCACCAUCUCCUACACCUUCGGUCGCGUCCUCACCACCCUCCUUAUGAUCGAAUCCCCUCAAGAGGCCAUUACCUUCGAGCCCCUCGCAAUCGAAGAUCCCGACUCCACAAUUAACAAAGACCCGGAACAGCCGGCCAGACCAGCAUACAUAACCUCCAGCUUCCGCCGAACGGUGAAGCACCUCCAGGCUGUUGGGGGCUUCCGUGGACGCUUCCGAGGUUUCGCUGUGUUCAUCGUGAAUGCAAUCCUUGUACGAUGGAUCGCAAGGAUGCUUGUAUUCAUUCCUUUUGUCCCAUACGGAGUAGCCGGAGUUAUUGCAGCCGUCAUCUGCGCACAACUUCCUCUGGCCUGGACACAAAUCGUCAUUUCCGAGCCCAACCCCAAGAGCUGGUACCGUCGCAUUCCUUCGCCAAGAGUAUGGCGGAAGGUGGCUGUCCCAACUGCUGUUCUUGCUGUUGCGGAGCAGAUCACUAUCCUUGUACCGCUGAGACUCUUUGAAUUGGCUGGCUUCACUCAGGACGCCAAGACGAUCGCACAACUCAGCCCUCACGAUCAGGCCAUGUUGUCUUUGAAAGGAUUCAGCAUCUUCGUCCUCAGUGUUGUGCUUGGCUUCUUGCUUGUCUUGCCUGCCAACGUCACCUUGACUCGAGUUCAAGCUUCCCUCCUCCCAGAUACCGAUGAGACUAUCGUUCCCUUCGACCGCAGCUUUGGCGGAAAGGUCAUUCCCGAGAUUGUUGGCGGCAACGGCGUUGUAAGCAUGCUUGAUGCGUGGAAGACUUUUGACUGGAGCUCCCGUAUCAGACUUAUCAAGGCGUAUGCCAAGGUCUACGCCCUCACCAUGCUUGUUACUUUCUUCUUCACCAUCUGCUUAACCGCCGAGAUGUUCUUAAUUGCUGGAAAGGACUGGGCUAGCGUCCUUCCAGGUGAUGGAAGCAAGGACCUAUAAUCGGCUCCGCUUCGAAAGUUGAUUGACAACCAGCUUGGUGGGUGGUCACUGAGUGUAAAAUGGAUAUGGGGUAGGAUAUUAUGGGUGGGAAUUUCCAUUUGUCAUUUGAGAUUGUCUCCUGAAAGACUUGGGUAGGUUGGGUACGGCGCGCUCAGAAUACAUAAAGGCAGAACAAGAGAUCACUUCUCUUAAUGAUUAUACUCGAUUCAAUAUCUUUGCGCUUCUGGCAAAUAUUCUCCCUGUUCAGAGCCAUUAUCUCUGCGAGUGCGUCAUCCUAGGAGUAGUUCGUCAUAAUGA
Hyaloscypha bicolor E is the source of this 1490-nucleotide messenger RNA. RefSeq lists its product as uncharacterized. The transcript has 2 exons. Lineage: Eukaryota; Fungi; Ascomycota; Leotiomycetes; Helotiales; Hyaloscyphaceae. Bases 186 to 1193 code for a protein of 335 amino acids. The record is from RefSeq and is a predicted model, not a curated record.